UCUCUCUCUCUCUCUCUCUUGCAGGUCCCGCUUCCGGACGUGGUCGAUUUUUGACGGGUUCGGGCCCUUUUUCCUUUUUAUCCCGGGUGAGGACAUGGCCUACAGGAAGGUGCGUGCUGGUCAUGGGGGCUCGUUGCGCUCGCGGGACCUGGAGAGUGAGGAGCUGCAGGCCGUGACUCUGGAGCUGGAGUGGGACAUGGAGAAGGAGCUGGAGGAGCCGGGUCGGGAACGCUUCCAGCUGGAGUGUGUGGAGCGACAGCCCGUGGGCAGCUCCGCCGGAGGAGGAGGAGGAGGAGGAGGAGGAGGAGGGGGCCCUGACCUAGACCUGGAACCCAUCCAGCCCUCCACCUCCCCUCAUGGACGAUUCCAGCGCCUCCAGGAAGAGCCGAGCUACGGGUCCCGCUUCACCCGGGCAGCUUCCAAAGCACAGAGGAGGGCUGAGAACUGGAGCUGGGCGGUCAAGUACAUCUUGGCCGGGGCAGGGGUGUUUGUCCUGGGGCUGGUGAUUGGACGUUACACGACGCACGGCGCAGAGAGUCAGACGCCAGGCGCGGCGUCAGACGUGGACGUGCUGGACAGGGUGUUGAAGGGCAUCGGAGCGGAGGAUCUGCAGGCAUUGAAAAGGAGUUUUAGCUCAUGGUCAGAAAAAAGUGAGUUGUCCAGAGUGUCACUUCUUCUGCAGAGGUGGAGAGAUUUGGGCCUGAGGGACGUCCAGCUGUCCAAUCACACUGUUCUCCUCAGCCACCCCGGCCCCACCCCCAGUUCCAUCAUUGACAAGCGGACCAAUCAGUGUUUUCUGCCCAACGGAGAGGAGUGUGGUGCCACAAGUCCUCCCCCAGCAACAGACCCGUACCCUUCCUUUGCUGCCUACUCUGCCGUGGGAAGUCUGGAGGCAGAGGUUGUGGAUGUUCAGUAUGGCAGCAUGAAGGACCUGACCAAAGCCAAGGCCUCACGGAAUCUCACAAACAAAAUAGCAAUAAUGAAGCUUGGGCAAGCACCAUUACAAUAUAAGCUCUCCCUCUUGGAAGAGAAGGGCUUCGGGGGUGCGUUGCUUUAUGUGGACCCAUGCGAUGUCCCCAGCGAGUUCAAUAUUUGGCACAAGGCUUUUGGCGUCAGCUUGAAUCCAGGGGGAGACCCUUCAACCCCAGGUUACCCAAGCAUCGAGGGAAGCUACCGAGAGGAGAGACCGUACCUAACAUCACUGCUGGUUCAGCCAAUCUCCGCAGGUCUGGCCAAAGAGAUUAUGUCUGCAGCUACUAUGGGUCAGGGACACCCAUGUACCCCGCUGGCUAUGCAGUCUGCCUCAGCCCAAAAAAAAAUAAUCACAUUAAAUGUUGGGACCCAAGCAUCAUACAGGACGAUUCACAAUGUCAUUGGCUACCUGAAAGGAAGGAUUAAUCCAGAUCGAUACAUUCUCGCGGGCAGUCGUCACGGCAGCUGGCACAAUGGUUCUUCAGAGGACUGGAGUAGUGGUGCCGCCAUCAUGACUCAGCUCAUUUCCUCCAUGAUGUCUCAGGCCCGCCGGGGCUGGCAGCCAGACCGUACCAUCGUUUUCUCCUCCUGGGGGGGGUCGGCACUGGGUAGCAUUGGAUCAUUUGAGUGGGGGGAGGAGAAUCGUGUGGUGUUGGAGAAUAGUGCUGUGGCUUAUAUCAGUCUCUACAGUCCAGUCACAGUGGGGAGGUCAGCCUGUUCCACAGCAUCGCCCUCACUAUUUCAGCUGGCCUCUGACAUCCAUAAGAGACACUUGAAGAACUGCAUUCAGAGUAGAUGUUGCCCUGGUCCGAACAUCAGCUCGCUGCAAAUCCCCGGGGAUGUGAACUUCUUCGCCAACCAGCUUGCCAUCCCCACUGUGCAGUUUACAUCCUCCACGACCAGGACCCUGGAGAGAAGUUUUCUCUCCGAGGCGUUCUUCUCCUCAGACCCGUCUGUUGACAAGGCCCCAGAUCCUUCCUUCAAACUCCAUGAGGCCGUGGCUAAGAUGACAGCAGAGGCCGUGCUACGUCUGAGCAGCGAGCCCGUCCUCCCCUUCUACCCUCUGGACAUCGCCCUAGAUGUGCAGAACAAACUCAAAGAUGACCCUCUGCUGACCGAAGAGCUGCUGGCAGCAGCCGCCAUCUUGAGAGACAACUCCACCUUCCUCCAGUCCGAGACCAUGCGGCCGGCCAACGACCCCAAAGAGAGGGACCCCUCCCACGUCCGCAUGCUGAACGAUGUGCUGCGAGGCCUGGAGAGAAGCUUCCUCAUCCCAGCCCCACCAGCUGGCUUGUACAGGAAUAUUCUGUAUGGUCUGAACACGCAAUCCUCCCGUUUCUCCAUACUGAAGGAUGUCCAAGAAGUGAAAAGGCAUCGGCCUGUGAACCAGACUCUGUCUCUUGUUUCCAAUGCCAUCAGGUCCGCUCAGAAGCUUGUCCAGAGUGGGCUUGACCUCUUUGAGAAUGACCCGGACAGCUCCCAGUGACACCAAAAGCAGCCAUGUUGGAGAGGUUGCUAGUGUCCCACUCUCAGCUGGCGCAGUGGAGGCACGACCCCCCCCCCAACAAAAGACCUGAACAGCAGGAACAAACUCUGAUGUGAUUGUUUUGCACUGAUUCUCUUAAUGAACCAAAACCAUCAAGGGCUUGGAAGAGAAGUCCCAUUUUAAGCAAUAUUAAUCUUAUUGCAUUUGCCAGUGUCCAUAAAAUGCUUUUGGUUCAUUUUUCAAGGUUUGUGCCGAAUGUCUUUUUAAGAUUAAUAGCAACGAAGGCUAAACUGUGAGAAUGAAAUGAAUUGAAUGAAAAACCACAGCAACCAAAGAGGUGAGUAGACAUACAGUCAUACGGAUAACAACCAGCACACUGGAAAACAACUUCAUUAUCAUUUUAUUGAUUAUUGUUUGUCAAGAUAUAUCUUGGUAUCCAAAACCUAAGAAGAAAAUAACUGAAGGAUUAAAACUUGAAUCACAUGAGCUUGCAAUACAAUUACAAAUUCAGGCCAUCCAGUUCAGUCGGAAGAGUUCGUCGUAUAGUUUACAUUAAUGUGAUUGGCCUGAAAAUAACUAAUAAUAAAAGUUUAUGUGAUAAUGCACAAGUAUAUCUAACAGAGCUUUGAUGCAGAUCGGGAAGGUUCAGUGCUUGCAGAGGGCAGAGCAGUCCAAGGCCCACGGUGUGCCUUAUAGUCACGCACAGUGGUGCAUGACUUUGUGUUACUGAUGAGAUAAACAAUGUGUAAUGUUUGGAGAAACAGUCACGCCACAGGCAGAUAAGCUUGUGUUGAUGACCACCAGCAGACAAUAUUUCAUAUCAUUAAAACGACAACAAAUGUUCUUACAAAACUGCUCCUUGGUCUGUUCUGGCAGCACCUCCAUGGAGAUAUCCUGGAUAGAUUUAGCUGAGCAGUACACACUCAAUUCAUAUUAUUUGGAUAAAGCUCAAAUGUAUCAUUAUUUGUAUCCUCUUUUAGUUGUGCAAUGCUGGGAGUGUAAGAUUACCGUCCAUGUAUAUACAAAAGCACAGAGGGUGCAAUGCUGACAUGUAUACUUAAAUACCCGUCACCAUUUGACACCAGAUGUGUGUGUUUGUGCACAAUAAGGUGAUAAAGGAAACGCUUGUAUUCAGACACUGUGUUGCAUACACAUGUUGCACGUGGGUCAGUGAGUUCCACAUUCAUCAAACUGUAUUCCUUUGGCGGCGUAACCAUAGUACCUGUAUCGAUAAUUGUAUGCAGUGAUGAAUAUUCACUGAUUGAGUUAUACUCUUGUAUCAUAUGAAAGGUACAUAUGAAUGCAGUUAUGCUUUCAUUGUGCUACACACGGUAUGCCUGCAAUUUUGGUGCACUUUAAAUUGGGAUGUUUUUGGAAGAAGAAUUUCAGGUAUUGUGAUUUGUAAAUUAGUGUAUUAAAUGACUUGGCUUGACUUUAAAACCUAAAAGAAAAACAGGCCAAUUAGGGAUACUUGAACCAGGGAGUCUAAUUCCAGCCAAGCUUUAAGUUCUUCACGUGCCUUUUCAGUUAAGAAACAUCAGUGCUUUAGAUCUAAGAUGUCUAAAUAUCGCAAAUAGUUUCAGUACAUCAAAAUAAAGGAAC
Clupea harengus (Atlantic herring) is the source of this 4060-nucleotide messenger RNA. It is a transcript of the gene naaladl2, whose product is annotated as N-acetylated alpha-linked acidic dipeptidase like 2. NCBI's taxonomy places the organism in Eukaryota, Metazoa, Chordata, Actinopteri, Clupeiformes, Clupeidae. The record is from RefSeq and is a predicted model, not a curated record.